Molecule: messenger RNA, 28344 nt
Organism: Danio rerio (zebrafish)
Lineage: Eukaryota; Metazoa; Chordata; Actinopteri; Cypriniformes; Danionidae
Source: RefSeq, a predicted model, not a curated record
AUGUAGUGUUAACGUUUUGCAUUUACUGUCCGGAUCAUCACAAGUAACGAAGAAAAGUCUACAAGUGGAGAUUUGUCCAAGAAGAUUCAACAAGUGAAGGAAAAGCACUUUGUUAACUGAUAAAAGGACGCGCAUGAUGGUUUCAUGUGGACUCACUGUGAACUGGGAUUAAGGAACGUUUAUUUGCGUGUGGAAUUAUAACUUUCAAAGAAAGACUGCAAGAUGUUGCUAAAUAUAAAACACAUAUUGUGGUUGUUCUGCAUAUACCACUCAACAACUGGACCAGUCUCUAGCACAUUAUUGGAGAUGCGUCCUGUCAGUGGCUUGUUGUCUGGGAAAGUGACUCUUCCGUGUUACUUCUCCAUCAUGCCUACUAUUGGACCAAGAAACAAAGACGCGUCAGGAUACGAUUACCUGCGCAUUAAGUGGACCAGAAUUGAUGGGGGUGUGGAGUCUACUGUUCUUGUCACCCAAAAUGGUGUCAUUAAGAUUGGUUCGGGCUACAGGAGUCGUGUAUCUGUGCAGAGUCACCCGGAGGACAUUGGUGAUGCUUCUCUCACUAUGGUGAAACUUCGGGCUAGUGAUGCUGGAACAUACCGAUGUGAAGUGAUGUUUGGGAUCGAGGACACACAAGACACAGUCAAUUUAAAUGUUGAUGGCGUGGUGUUUCACUACAGGUCGAAGGUCAGCAGAUAUAUUCUGAACUAUGCACAAGCUGUGCAGGCCUGCAGCGAUGUUGGAGCGACCAUUGCUACAUCAGAACAGCUGAGAGCUGCUUAUGAAGAUGGAUUUGACCAGUGUGAUGCUGGCUGGAUAGCAGAUCAAACAGUGAGAUACCCAAUCACGAGACCCAGGCCUGGCUGUUUUGGAAACCUGCCUGGAAAACCUGGUGUUAGGUCGUAUGGCAAACGGAAACCCACAGAAACUUAUGAUGUGUUCUGUUAUGUGGAUAAACUUGAGGGUAAUGUUUUCUUUGCACCCACACUGCAAAAGAUGACCUUUGAUGAAGCCAAAGCAGUGUGUGAAAGCAAUAAUGCAGAGCUGGCCUCACCUGGUCAACUUCACGCUGCCUGGAGGCAGGGCCUGGACCGCUGUGAUUAUGGCUGGCUUUCUGAUGGCAGUGCACGCCAUCCUGUCUCCGUACCCAGAAGUCAGUGUGGUGGUGGUCUGCUGGGAGUACGGACCAUGUACCGCUACCGAAACCAAACAGGCUUCCCAGAUCCCAGUAUGAGGCUUGGCGCAUACUGUUUCCAAGGCACUAAGAUUAUAUUCAACCAGUCAUCUUGGAUAGAUGUCACAAUCAAGAGCAGUACCACAAUAAAGCCCACCACCCCAUUCUUCUCCACAAAGACCACCACAGGCCAGACUCUCAUCCCUGAUGCCAGUUCCUCUAAUGCUAUUACUGAAAACAACCUGUCUCCAACUGAUGCCCCUUCAAUGUUUUCUACAAGCAUGGCGCCACCAAAGACAAGCCGCGUCCCCGACAGACUAGAAUCUGUCUACACAUCAUACUCAGCAGCAGUCAGUGUGAAAUCAGAGGAAAGCUUCUCCACAACAAAACUUUCAGAUUUUGAUAUUGAAGAUUUUGGCGCUGAGAAGGCUGAUGAUGAUGCAAAAGUGCGUGGAGAUGUGGUCCGUGGUGAACUUACUACUGUAGCUCCUAAAGUUACAGAGGAACCGAUGGAGGAACCAGAGGACAAGAUCAUCAUUAAAGUGAAAACGGUUCUACCUGAUGUUUUACUCUCAGCCCCUCCCAGCACAAAACCGAUGUUUGCAAUUGGGAGAACAGAGGAAUCUAUUGUGGUUGGGGUUACAACAGACAGAGAUUUGGGGACAGAUGCCACUGUGCUAAACACUGAAGAAUCUGAACAUAAAACUGAAUCAUCCUCACAGACGGCAAGUGAGAGCAGUUCUGGUAAAGAUGAAGAUGUAUCUCGUGCUUCCACACGGUCAACAGAAGCCACUUUCCUUGAGAGUGCCAAUACUGUAAUUCCUGAGUAUGAAGAUGAGACUGCUGAUGGUGUUGUUAUGGCAGGUCCUCCACCUUUGUCUACACAGAGCUCCACCAGCCCUCAUCCCGAAUCUUCAGAGAACUCCAGUGGACUUAAUAUCACAGAUUCAGCAGUUACACCAACCGUUUUUAUGCAAAGCACAACUCAACGACCAACUAUAGAAAGCUCAGUAACCUCACAAAAAGGGUCUCAGACAUUCUCCAGCUUUUCAGAAAAAGAAAGUACUGAAUUGACUGACCAUGUUACAAGGUCAGCAGUUUUGAUUACACUUAGUUCAGGCACAGUUGCUGCAGGGGCAGUGAUAACAACACCUUCAGUUGCUGACCACGAAACAACACAAGAGGAAACUGCUUCAGGACCUUCAGAUGCACCAAAGGAGACACUAACAGAGGCCACACACACCACCGCUGCUUCAGAUCACGCCUCAGUUAAUGAACGUCUGAUGCCCUUUGAAGAACCACAUUCUCACAUUGCCCAGAUGGUAGUCAUUCCUGAGUUACCUGAUGAUGUUCUUACUAGUGAUGGGGUGACUGUAAUGGAAAGUGUUGAUUUCUUGUCCUCUGCAACUGUAACCCCAACAGACAGUUACAUAAAUGGCAAUCUUGAGGUAACACUUCAGCCUAAAGUUGUGACAAAAGAACCUAGAGGAGAUACAUUUGGAAGUGAUUCUCUUGGAGUAACUGACAAAAUUGAAACUUUUGAACUAGAUAGUUCAUUAGUGGAACCUGGCAGAACAGCACAUGAAUCAUUGGUAUCAGGCUCCACAAUAGUGUCCCCUUUAUUUUCCACAACCCUUGAUCCCAAUAUUGAAUUUGGCCAAAUAAAUUUAGUAGUAGAAUCCACUCUUCCAUCAGCUUCUAUAGAAAUUACUAAAGAGGAGAUGCUCAUAUCUGAAGGAACAAACAUUCCAACCUCUGCUAAUGAAAAACAAUCUUCUGCGAAGCCUGUACAUGCAGCAACUCCUUUGGAUCAUGAUGACACUACCGAGUCACACAUUUCCCCUCAAGUGCAUAGUGUUAGCUCAAUAACAGGGGACAAAGCCAAAGAUACAGCUGCUACGACAAAGGUCAUUGCAAAGACAGCACAGAAAGAUGAAUUUACUACAACCUCACCACCCACAGAGAUUACUUCAGCAUCUUUGGACCAUUUGGAUACAGAUAAAGUGAGCUUAGGGGUUCAUACACCUGAAGUUUUCACUUUGAUUCCACCAAUUCAAGUACAUACAACAAGUGAACUCGAUACAACAAAUACACAAAGAGAGUCAUUGAUUGAGACUGCUGAAAUGCAUACAGAAAAACCUUCAGAAUCCAUUAUGGACAGUACAAAGAAAGCAGAUAUGACAACAGCAAAGGUUGAGCUUUCAACAUUACAUUUUUCUUCAGUUGCACCACAUUCAAUGGCUGAAGCUUCAGGAGUUGAGACGUCUGAUAUGCUUAGAAGCACAACAUUAAGUAAUGCAUUGUACACCACAACCAAAUCAGAUCAUAAAUCCAUGGAAACCACCGAAAAAAUUCCACUGUCCAGUUCAACAAAAGAUGAACUCUCAAAUGUUGAGACAACCGAGGGACAUAUUACGGAAUCAGUUUCUUCUCUCGACUUUACUGAAAUAUUCAUAUCAAGCACUGUGAAACCGACAGAACAAACAAUUAUAGGUCAAGUCAGUACAUCACAAUCAGCAACAAUCUCAGCUACUGUGAUAGAGGAUGAUCUGUCAUCAAAACCACCUGAAUCCACAAUUACCGAUGUUUUAGAAACAUUAUCCAAUGAAGCAUUAUCUAAAAUUUCUCUCACAAACACAAUGACCUCAGAGAAGACAACAGCCAAAGAUGUGCCAUCACCGUCAAGUUUGUUUUCUAGGUUGCCAUCAACAGAAUCUGAAAGUUCAGAAAGUGGAUUCCCUAGCAAACAGUUCACAUCAACUGGUUUUUCAUUAAUCUCAACAACUCAUUCAGACCAAGUAUUUAUCAAAACUUCAUCUGAAAGAGAAAAAUCAACACCAGUUUCAGGCUCAACACAUGCUAAAGCUACAAGUGAUCAAACAAGUGAAGCACAUAGUAGAGAACCUGUUUCUUUAUAUGGCACAGUACACACAUUUGCAUCGAGUACUUGGGGCUCAACUGGACAAACAGUCAAAAGUCAAGACAUUACAUCAUAUGCAGCAACAUCUCCAGUGACUGUGACGGAGGACAGAUUCCUGUCUGCAAAACCAUCUGAAUCAACCAAAACUGAUCUACCAGAGUCUCUAUUCUCUACUCCUUGGACUGAUAAUUUAGACAAAACUUUAUCUAAAAUCACUGUCACUAUGACCUCAGAGAACAUAGUUGGCCAAGAUACCGUGUCAGCCAGUUUUUCUUCAAGCUUUCCAUCAACAGAGUCAGCAAGUUCAAAACAUGGGACCUCUGACAUGUAUAGCAAAGAGUUUAAAACAACUAGUUCUUCAUUGUUCUCCACAAUCAAAUCAGAUAAAGAACCUAUCAAAACAACAUCUGAGAGAGAGGAAACCGACCAAACACAUGCUGAAGCUACAAGAGGUCAAACAAGUGAACCACAAAGCAGAGAACCUGUAUCUACUCUUGAUUCUACUUUAUCCAAUACAGUUCAUACAUUUACAUUUAGUACUGAGAGCUCAACAGGACAAUCAGUCCCAAGUCAAUAUAUGACAUCAAAUACACCAACAACCACAAUGACUGUGAUGGACAGAUAUCUGUCAACAAAACCAUCUGAAUCUACUGUAACUUAUGUAUCAGAGACACUGUCCUCCUCUGCUCAGACAAGAUAUUUAGACAAGCCAUUAUCUGAAAGCACUGACACAGAAACCUCAGAAAAGACAACCUCUACGGAUGUGCUUUCACCAUCAAGUUUGCCAUCAACAGGGUCUGAAGCACUCUCAAUAUCUAGCUCAACUGAGACCAAAAGAGAUCAGAGAACUGAGACAUACAGCACUGAACCUAUUUCCUCUGUUGACUUGACUGAAUCUAACACAGGGUAUGCAUUAACAUCACUGAAAACUGGGGACUCAACAGGACAAACAGUCACAAGUGAAGAUAUUACAUCACAUACAGCAACACCCACAGCAACUGUGAUGGAGGAUAAAGAGCUGUCAGCACACACAUCACAUUCCGCAAUCAUUGAUGACUCGGGCACUUGGUUUUCUUCAACAAAAGCAGGAGAUUUAGAUGAAACAACACAUGGAAGCACAUUAACAUUAAAGCCAACUGCCAGAGAUAUUCUUACACAGUCAAGUUUUCCAUCAACAGUGUCCAAGGUUUCUGGAGAUGAAACCUCUGAGAUAUUUAGCAAAGAUUAUACAAGUUACACACUUCAAACAGCAACCAUAUUAGAUCAGGAACGCAGCAAACCACAGUCUAACACAACAGAAACCACCGAACUUUCAAGCUUAACACAUGCUGAAGAUGAUCAGGCAACUGAGACACAAAGUAAAGAUACUGCUUAUACGCUUGACUCUGCAACUAGUACAGUUCAUACAUUUAGAUCAUCAGGCACCGAGUACUCAACAGGACAAGCAGUAACAAGGCAAAGUAUUACAUCACAUGCAGCUACAACUACAGAAACUGUGAUAGAGGACAAAGAGCUGUCUGUAAAACCAUCUGAAACAACUGUUGUUGAUGUUUCAGGAACUCUUUUCUCUUCUCAGACUGAUCAUUUAGACAAAACAUCUGAAAGCCCUGUUACGAUACAGUUAGAGAGUACAACUGCAAAAGAUAUACUUUCACCAUCAAGUUUUCUUUCAAGCUUGCCAUCAACACAGACUGAACACUCAGUAGAUGAGACCUCUGAUGUGUUCAUGACAACAACAAUCUCAAUGUCUAGCUCAUCUGAUAUCACAAAAGAUCAGACAACAUAUAGUACAGAACCUGCCUUUUCUCUUCUGAAUUUAUCUACCGAAUUUAGCGAAGUGUAUACAUUAACACCAUUGAAUACUGGGUACUCAACAGACAAAAGUGAAGAUGUUACAUCACACAUAGCAAGUAACACAGCGACAGUGAUGGAGGACAAACACCUGUCAGCUAUAUCAUCUGAGCCCACAGUCUUUGAUGAAACUUUCUUAUCUUCUGCACAGACUGGACAUAUAGAUAAUAAAUCUGAUGCUGUUUCAUCAACCAGUUUGUCUUCAAUACUGCCAUCAAAAGAGAUCGAAACCUCAGGGGAUCUGACAUCUGAAAUGUUUAGCAAAGUGUUCACAACAAGUUCUUCUCUACAUACGACUGCUGCAUCUGUAAUGGAUGAUCAGACCACUGAGAUACACAGUAGAGAACCUGCUUUCACUCCUGACUCCACUUCAUUCAGUACAAUGCUUAUAUUUACACCAUCAAACACGGAGUACUCAACAGGACGAACAGUCACAAGUCAGUAUAUUACAUCACUUACAGAAACUGCAAUUAAGGAUACAAGUCUGUCAUCAAAACCAUCAGAUUCUCAAGGUUUACAUACAUUAUCUCCAUUGGGAACUUCAGAAUUCACAGGCAGCAUAGUCACACUUGAAGAUAAUACUUCGGACACAGAAAAAGGCACAAAUGUGAUAGAGCAAAGAGGGACAUUUGGAAUGCCGACUGUGUCAACUAUCAUUGAUAUGUCAGAGAGUUUGUCUUCGUCAGCAAAUACUGAAUAUUUAUUUGAAAAGUCAUCUGAAGGCACAAUAUCUUCACACGACACAACCUCUAAAGAUAUUGGUUUAUUGUCAAGAUUGCCAUCAAUAGAUUCUGAAGGUUCAGGAGAGCAGAUAUCUGAAACACCAACAACCACAGGGAGUUUAUUGCAAGAAAAAGGGCUGUCAACAAAAUCAUCUGAAUCCACAGUUACUGAUUUUUCAGAGAAAAUUUUCUCCUCUGCUCAAACUGGACAUUUAGAUAAGAUAUUAUCUGAAAGCACUGUCACUACCACAAUGACGCUAAAAAAGACAACUGCACAAAAUGAGCCUUCACCAUCAAGUUUUUUUUCAACAAUUCGAGUAGAUCAAGAACAUACAAAAACCUCAUCGGACAUGGGAGAAACACAAGAUAAGACAACAAGAUAUCAGACAACUUGGACACACGGUAGAGAACCUGUUUCCACUGCUGAAACUAGUACAGAGCAUGCAAUUACAGCAUCAAUAACUGAGUACACAACAGGACACACAGUCCCAAAGCAAGGAAUUACAUCAUAUACAGCAACCACAGCGGCAACUGGGAUAGAGGACAAAGAGCUUUCAGCUCAUUCAUCUAAAUCAACCAUUAGUGAAGCUUCAGAGACUUUCUUCUCCUCAGCUCAGACAGACCAUUUAGAACAAACAUCUAAAAGCACUGUCACAAUUGCUUCAGAAAACACAACUGCUAAAGAUGUAAUAUCACUAAUCUUAUCACAGACAGUUAAAAGUCAGGAUACUGCAUCAACAGUCAUAAUUCAAGGUAGUACACCUUUCACAGCAACAACCGCAGCAACUGUUAUGAAGUAUGAAGAAGUGUCAACAAAACCUUCUGAAUCCACAAUCAUUGAUGUUUCAGAGACUCAGUUCUCGUCUGCUCAAACUGGGCAUUUAGAUGAAAUUUCAUCUGAAAGCACUGUCACAAGCAAAAUGACCUCAGACAAGACAACUCCCAAAGAUGUUCUUUCAUCAAGUCUUUCUUCAAGCUUUCCAUCAACUGAGUCUAAAGCAUCAGGAGAUGGGACCUCUGAAAUGUUUAUCAAACAGUUCACAACAAGUUCUCCACUUCAUACUACAACUAUAUCAGAUCGAGAACUUACAAAAACACCAACUGACAGAGAAGAAACUAUUUCUGUUUCAAUCUCAACACAUGCUGAAACUGUGAGAGAUCAGACAAUUGUGGCACAGAGUAGACAACCUGAUCCUAUGCUUGAUUCUACUGAAACAAGUACUUUGCAUACAUUUACAUUAUCAACCACUGAAAAUUCAACAGAACACUCAACUACAAGUCAAGAUAUACCAUCAGCAAAGCCAUCUGUAUUAACCAGUACUGAUGUUUCAGAGACUUCCUUCUCUUCUUUUCAGACCGAUCAUUUAGACAAAACAUCUGAAAUCAAUGUUACAGUGACCUCUGACAAGACAAUUGCCAAAGAUUUUGUGUCACCAACCUCCUUACUGCACACCGCAAGCAGAUCAGAUGAAGAUCAUACCAAACCUACAGAAACAAUAACAGUAUCCAGCUCAACAGAUGCUGCUGUCACAAGCACAAAAUCAUCAGAGAAGACAACAGCCAGGGAUUUGUUUUCAACUUCAAGACUAGCAUUAAUUUUGUCAUCUUCAGAGUCUGAGAGUUCAGGAGAUGGAACAGUAGAUGUCACAAGCUCAGAGUUCACAACUAGCAGGUCUUCACUGUACACUACUCCAAAGCCAUACACAGACCUUAGAAAAACAACAUUUCAUACAACAGAAGCAGUAUCAGUGUCCAGCUCAACACAUGUUGAAGAUCAGAAAACUGAGACAGACAGCACUGGACCUGCUUUAUCUUUUAUGUCUACUGCAUCUAUUACAAAACAUUCAUUUACAUCAUUGAGCACUGGGGAAUCAACAGGACAGACCAUUACAAGCCAAGAUACUGCAUUAACAGAAAGAACAGUCACAAAUCAAAGUAGUACACCUUUCACAGGAACAACUGCAGCAACUGUUAUGAAGGAUGAAGAAGUGUCAACAAAACCUUCUGAAUCCACAAUCAUUGAUGACUUAGAGACGCAGUUCUCCUCUACUCAAACUGGAGAUUUAGAUAAUAUUUCAUCUGAAAGCACUGUUACAAGCAAAAUGACCCCAGACAAGACAACUCCCAAAGAUGGUCUUUCAUGUAGUCUUUCUUCAAGCUUUCCAUCAACUGUGUCUGAAGAUUCAGUAGAUGAGACCUCAGAGAAGACAAUUGCCAAAGAUUUAUUGUCGCCAAUCUCUUUACUGCACACCACAAGCAGAUCAGACAAAGAUCUUACCACACCUACAGAAACAAUCUCAGUGUCCAGCUCAACAGAUGCUGCUGUCACAAGCACAAAAUCAUCAGAGAAGACAACAGCCAGAGAUUUUUUUGCAACUUCAACAAUAGCAUCAAUUUUGUCAUCUUCAGAGUCUGAGAGUUCAGGAGAUGGAACAGUGGAUGUCACAAGCUCAGAGUUCACAACUAGCAGGUCUUCACUAUACACUACUCCAAAACCAGACAAAGAUCUCAGCAAAACAACAUUUCUUACAACAGAAGCAGUAUCAGUGUCCAGCUCAACACAUGUUAAAGAUCAGAAAACUGAGACAGAAAGCACUGGACCUGCUUCAUCUCUUUUAUCUACUGCAUCUAUGACAAAACAUACAUUUACAUCAUUGAGCACUGGGGAAUCAACAGGACAGACCGUUGCAAGCCAAGAUACUGCAUCAACAGUAAGAACAGUCACAAUUCAAAGUAAUACACCUGUCACAGCAACAAGUGUGAUGCAGGAUACAAAAGUGAAAACAAAACCUUCUGAAUCUACAAUCAUUGAUGUUUCAGAAAUGGAGUUCUCCACUGCUCAAACUAAAAAUUUAGAUGAAAUUUCAUCUGACAUCACCGUCACAAGCACAAUGACUUCAGACAAGACAACCCCAAAAGAUGUUCUUACAUCGAGUCUUUCUUCAAGCUUUCUAUCAACUAAGUCUGAAGCUUCAGGAGAUGACACCACUGAAAAGUUUAUCAAAGAGUUCACAACAAGUUCUCCACAUUUUACUACAACUUUAUCAGAUCAAGAACUUACAAGAACACCAUCUGACACAGAAACAACGAUUCUAGUUUCAAGCUCAGCACAUACUGAAACUGUAAGCAAUCAGACAAUUGAGGCACAGAGUAGAGAACCUGUUUCUAUGCUUGAUUCUACUGAAACAAGGACAAUGCAUACAUUUACAUCAUUAAACAUUGAGUACUCAACAGCACAGACAGUUGCAAGCCAAGAUACUGCAUCAAUGGUAAGGACAGUCACAAAUCAAGGUAGUACACCUUUCACAACAAUAACUGCAGCAAAUGUGAUAAAGGAUGAAGAGGUGUCAACAAAGCCUUCUAAAUUCACAAUCACUGAUGUUUCAGAGACACAGUUCCCCUCUACUCAAACUGGGCAUUUAUAUGAAAAAAUAUCUGAAAGCACUUUCACAAGCGCAAUGACCUCAGACAAGACAACUCCUAAAGAUGUUCUUUCAUCUUUAAGUCUUUCUUCAAGCUUUCCAUCAACUGAGUCUAAAGCUUCAGUAGAUGAAACCUUAGAGAAGACAACUGCCAAAGAUUUACUGUCACCAACCUCUUUACUGCACACCACAAGCAGAUCAGACAAAGAUUUUACCAAACCUACAGAAACAAUCUCAGUGUCCAGCUCAACAGAUGCUGCUGUCACAAGCACACAAUCAUCAGAGAAGACAACAGCCAGAGAUUUUUUUUCAACUUCAACAAUAGCAUCAAUUUUGUCUUUUUCAGAGUCUGAGAGUUCAGGAGAUGGAACAGUAGAUGUCACAGUCUCAGAGUUCACAACAAGCAGGCCUUCACUGUACACUACUCCAAAACCUGACAAAGACCUCACCAAAACAACAUUUCAUACAACAGAAGCAGUAUCAGUGUCCAGCUCAACACAUGUUGAAGAUCAGAAAACUGAGACAGACAGCACUGGACCUGCUUCAUCUUUUAUGUCUACUGCAUAUAUUACAAAACAUUCAUUUACGUCAUUGAGCACUGGGGAAUCAACAGGACAGACCGUUACAAGCCAAGAUACUGCAUCAACAGUAAGAACAGUCACAAAUCAAGGUAGUACACCUUUCACAGCAACAACUGCAGCAACUGUUAUAAGGGAUGAAGAAGUGUCAACAAAACCUUCUGAAUCCACAAUCAUUGAUGACUCAGAGACACAGUUCUCUACUCAAACUGGACAUUUGGAUGAAAUUUCAUCUGAAAGCACUGUUACAAGCACAAUGCCCUCUGACAAGACAACUCCUAAAAAUGUUCUUUCAUCGAGUCUUUCUUCAAGCUUUUCAUCAACUGAGUCUGAAGCUUCUGUAGAUGAGACCUCAGAGAAGACAACUGCCAAAGAUUUAGUGUCACCAAUCUCUUUACUGCACACCACAAGCAGAUCAGACAAAGAUCUUACCAAACUAACAGAAACAAUAACAGUAUCCAGCUCAACAGAUGCUGCUGUCACAAGCACAAAAUCAUCAGAGAAGACAACAGCCAGAGAUUUUUUUGCAACUUCAAGAAUAGCAUCAAUUUUGUCAUCUUCAGAGUCUGAGAGUUCAGGAGAUGGAACAGGAAAUGUCACAAGCUCAGAGUUCCCAACUAGCUGGCCUUCACUGUACACUACUCAAAAACCAGACAAAGACCUCAGCAAAACAACAUUUCAUACAACAGAAACAGUAUCAGUGACCAGCUCAACACAUGUUGAAGAUGAGAAAACUGAGACAGAUAGCAUUAAACCUGCUUCAUCUCUUAUGUCUACUGCAUCUAUUACAAAAGUUACAUUUACAUCAUUGAGCACUGGGGAAUCAACAGGGCAGACUGUUACAAGCAAAGAUACUGCAUCAACAAUAAGAACAUUCACAAAUCAAGGUAGUACACCUUUCACAGCAACAACUGCAGCAACUGUCAUGAAGGAUGAAGAAGUGUCAACAAAACCUUCUGAAUCCACAAUCAUUGAUGACUUAGAGACACAGUUCUCAACUACUCAAACUGGAGAUUUAGAUAAUAUUUCAUCUGAAAGCACUAUUACAAGCACAAUGACCUCAGACAAGACAACUCCCAAAGAUGUUCUUACAUUGAGUUUUUCUUCAAGCUUUCCAUCAACUGAGUCUGAAACUUCAGGAGAUGAGACCUCAGAGAAGACAACUGCCAAAGAUUUAGUGUCGCCAAUCUCUUUACUGUACACUACAAGCAGAUCAGACAAAGAUCUUACCAAACUUACAGAAACAAUCUCAGUGUCCAGCUCAACAGAUGCUGCUGUCACUAGCACAAAAUCAUCAGAGAAGACAACAGCCAGAGAUUUUUUUGCAACUUCAACAAUAGCAUCAAUUUUGUCAUCUUCAGAGUCUGAGAUUUCAGGAGAUGGAACAGAGGAUGUCACAAGCUCGGAGUUCACAACUAGCAGGCCUUCACUGUACUCUACUCCAAAACCAGACAAAGACCUCAGCAAAACAACAUUUCAUACAACAGAAGCAGUAUCAGUGUCCAGCUCAACACAUGUUGAAGAUCAGAAAACUGAGACAGAUAGCAUUAAACCUGCUUUAUCUUUUAUGUCUACUGCAUCUAUUACAAAACAUACAUUUACAUUGAGCACUGGGGAAUCAACAGGACAGACUGUUACAAGCCAAGAUACUGCAUCAACAGUAGAAACAGUCACCAUUCAAAGUAGUACACCUUUUACAGCAACAACCGCAACAAGUGUGAUGCAGGAUACAAAAGUGACAACAAAACCUUUUGAAUCUACAAUCAUAGAUGUUUCAGAGAUGCAGUUCUCCACUGCUCAAACUAAACGUUUAGAUGAAAUUUCAUCUGAAAUCACCAUCACAAGCAAAAUGACCUCAGACAAGACAACCCCAAAAGAUGUUCUUUCAUCAUCGAGUCUUUCUUCAAGAUUUCUAUACACUGAGUCUGAAGCUUCAGGAAAUGAGUCAUCUGAAAUGUUUAUCAAAGAGUUCACAACAAGUUUUCCACUCCAUACUAUAACUAUAUCAGAUCAAGAACUUACAAGAACACCAUCUGACACAGAAACAAUGAUUCCAGUUUCAAGGUCAGCACAUACUGAAACUGUAAGCAAUCAGACAAUUGAGGCACAGAGUAGAGAACCUGUUUCUAUGCUUGAUUCUAUUGAAACAAGGACAAUGCAUACAUUUACAUCAUCAAACACUGAGUACUCAACAGCACAGACACUUGCAAGCCAAGAUACUGCAUCAACAGUAGAAAAAGUCACUAAUCAAGGUAGUACAACUUUCACAACAACCACAGCAAAUGUGAUGAAGGAUAAAGAAGUGUCAACAAAACCUUCUGAAUUCACAAUCAUUGAUGUUUCAGAGACUCAGUUCUUGUCUGCUCAAACUGGGCAUUUAGAUGAAAUUUCAUCUGAAAGUACUGUCACAAGCAAAAUGACCCCUGACAAGACAACUCCCAAAGAUGUUCUUUCAUCAAGUCUUUCUUCAAGCUUUCCAUCAACUGAGUCUAAAGCUUCAGGAGAUGGGACCUCUGAAAUGUUUAUCAAACAGUUCACAACAAGUUCUCCACUUCAUACGACAACUAUAUCAGACCGAGAACUUACAAAAACACCAACUGACAGAGAAGAAACUAUUUCUGUUUCAAUCUCAACACAUGCUGAAACUGUGAGAGAUCAGACAAUUGUGGCACAGAGUAGACAACCUGAUCCUAUGCUUGAUUCUACUGAAACAAGUACUUUGCAUACAUUUACAUUAUCAACCACUGAAAAUUCAACAGAACACUCAACUACAAGUCAAGAUAUACCAUCAGCAAAGCCAUCUGUAUUAACCAGUACUGAUGUUUCAGAGACUUCCUUCUCUUCUUUUCAGACCGAUCAUUUAGACAAAACAUCUGAAAUCACUGUUACAGUGACCUCUGACAAGACAAUUGCCAAAGAUUUUGUGUCACCAACCUCCUUACUGCACACCGCAAGCAGAUCAGAUGAAGAUCUUACCAAACCUACAGAAACAAUAACAGUAUCCAGCUCAACAGAUGCUGCUGUCACAAGCACAAAAUCAUCAGAGAAGACAACAGCCAGGGAUUUGUUUUCAACUUCAAGACUAGCAUUAAUUUUGUCAUCUUCAGAGUCUGAGAGUUCAGGAGAUGGAACAGUAGAUGUCACAAGCUCAGAGUUCACAACUAGCAGGUCUUCACUAUACACUACUCCAAAGCCAUACACAGACCUUAGAAAAACAACAUUUCAUACAACAGAAGCAGUAUCAGUGUCCAGCUCAACACAUGUUGAAGAUCAGAAAACUGAGACAGACAGCACUGGACCUGCUUUAUCUUUUAUGUCUACUGCAUCUAUUACAAAACAUUCAUUUACAUCAUUGAGCACUGGGGAAUCAACAGGACAGACCGUUACAAGCCAAGAUACUCCAUUAACAGAAAGAACAGUCACAAAUCAAAAUAGUACACCUUUCACAGAAACAACUGCAGCAACUGUUAUGAAGGAUGAAGAAGUGUCAACAAAACCUUCUGAAUCCACAAUCAUUGAUGACUUAGAGACACAGUUCUCCUCUACUCAAACUGGAGAUUUAGAUAAUAUUUCAUCUAAAAGCACUGUUACAAGCAAAAUGACCUCAGACAAGACAACUCCCAAAGAUGUUCUUUCAUGGAGUCUUUCUUCAAUUUUUUCAUCAACUGUUUCUGAAGAUUCAGUAGAUGAGACCUCAAAGAAGACAAUUGCCAAAGAUUUGGUGUCGCCAAUCUCUUUACUGUACACCACAAGCAGAUCAGACAAAGAUCUUACCACACCUACAGAAACAAUCUCAGUGUCCAGCUCAACAGAUGCUGCUGUCACAAGCACAAAAUCAUCAGAGAAGACAACAGCCAGAGAUUUUUUUUCAACUUCAACAAUAGCAUCAAUUUUGUCAUCUUCAGAGUCUGAGAGUUCAGGAGAUGGAACAGUGGAUGUCACAAGCUCAGAGUUCACAACUAGCAGGUCUUCACUGUACUCUACUCCAAAACCAGACAAAGAUCUCAGCAAAACAACAUUUCAUACAACAGAAGCAGUAUCAGUGUCCAGCUCAACACAUGUUGAAGAUCAGAAAACUGAGACAGACAGCACUGGACCUGCUUCAUCUCUUUUAUCUACUGCAUCUAUGACAAAACAUACAUUUACGUCAUUGAGCACUGGGGAAUCAACAGGACAGACCGUUGCAAGCCAAGAUACAGCAUCAACAGUAAGAACAGUCACAAUUCAAAGUAGUACACCUUUCACAGCAACAAAUGUAAUGCAGGAUACAAAAGUGACAACAAAACCUUCUGAAUCUACAAUCAUUGAUGUUUCAGAGAUGCAGUUCUCCACUGCUCAAACUAAACGUUUAGAUGAAAUUUCAUCUGAAAUCACCAUCACAAGCAAAAUGACCUUAGACAAGACAACCCCAAAAGAUGUUCUUUCAUCAUCGAGUCUUUCUUCAAGCUUUCUAUCAACUGAGUCUGAAGCUUCAGGAGAUGAGACAUCUGAAAUGUUUAUCAAAGAGUUCACAACAAGUUUUCCACUUUAUACUACAACUAUAUCAGAUCAAGAACUUACAAGAACACCAUCUGACACAGAAACAACGAUUCCAGUUUCAAGGUCAGCACAUACUGAAACUGUAAGCAAUCAGACAGUUGAGGCACAGAGUAGAGAACCUGUUUCUAAGCUUGAUUUAACUAAAACAAGGACAAUGCAUACAUUUACAUCAUUAAACACUGAAUACUCAACAGCACAGACUGUUGCAAGCCAAGAUACUGCAUCAACAGUAAGAAAAGUCAAUAAUCAAGGUAGUACACCUUUCACAACAAUAACCGCAGCAAAUGUGAUUAAGGAUGAAGAAGUGUCAACAAAACCUUCUGAAUCCACAAUCAUUGAUGUUUCAGAGACACAGUUCUCCUCUACUCAAACUGGAGAUUUAGAUACAAUUUUAUCUGAAAGCACUGUCACAAGCAAAAUGACCUCAGACAAGACAACUCCCAAAGAUUUUCCUUCAUUGAGUCUUUCUUCAAGCUUUCCAUCAACUGUGUCUGAAGAUUCAGUAGAUAAGACCUCAGAGAAGACAAUUGCCAAAGAUUUGGUGUCGCCAGUUUCUUUACUGCACACCACAAGCAGAUCAGACAAAGAUCUUAACACACCUACAGAUACAACCUCAGUGUCCAGCUCAACAGAUGCUGCUGUCACAAGCACAAAAUCAUCAAUGAAGACAACAGCCAGAGAUUUUUUUGCAACUUCAAGAAUAGCAUCAAUUUUGUUAUCUUCAGAGUCUGAGAGUUCAGGAGAUGGAACAGUAGAUGUCACAAUCCCAGAGUUCACAACUAGCAGGCUUUCACUGUACACUACUCCAAAACCAGACAAAGACCUCAGCAAAACAACAUUUCAUACAACAGAAGCAGUAUCAGUGUCCAGCUCAACACAUGUUGAAGAUGAGAAAACUGAGACAGAUAGCAUUAAACCUGCUUCAUCUCUUAUGUCUACUGCAUCUAUUACAAAACCAACAUUUACGUCAUUGAGCACUGGGGAAUCAACAGGACAGACCGUUACAAGCCAAGCUACUGCAUCAACAGUAAGAACAGUCACAAAUCAAAGUAGUACACCUUUCACAGCAACAACUGCAGCAACUGUUAUGCAGUAUGAAGAAGUGUCAACAAAACCUUCUGAAUCCACAGUCAUUGAUGACUUAGAGAGACAGUUCUCCACUACUCAAACUGGACAUUUAGAUGAAAUUUCAUCUGAAAGCACUGUUACUACCACAAUGACCUCAGACAAGACAACUACCAAAAAUGUUCUUUCAUCGAGUCUUUCUUCAAGCUUUCCAUCAACUGAGUCUGAAGCUUUAGGAGAUGAGACCUCAGAGAAGACAACUGUCAAAGAUUUAUUGUCACCAACCUCUUUAAUGCACACCACAAGCAGAUCAGACAAAGAACUCACCAAACCUACCGAAACAAUCUCAGUGUCCAGCUCAACAGAUGCUGCUGUCACUAGCACAAAAUCAUCAGAGAAGACAACAGCCAGAGAUUUUUUUUCAACUUCAACAAUAGCAUCAAUUUUGUCAUCUUCAGAGUCUGAGAGUACAGGAGAUGGAACAGUGGAUGUCACAAGCUCAGAGUUCACAACUAGCAGGCCUUCACUGUACUCUACUCAAAAACCAGACAAAGACCUCAGCAAAACAACAUUUAAUACAACACAAGCAGUAUCAGUGACCAGCUCAACACAUGUUGAAGAUCAGAAAACUGAGACAGAUAGCAUUAAACCUGCUUUAUCUUUUAUGUCUACUGCAUCUAUUACAAAACAUACAUUUACACUAAGCACUGGGGAAUCAACAGGGCAGACUGUUUCAAGCCAAGAUACUGCAUCAACAGUAGAAACAGUCACAAUUCAAAGUAGUACACCUUUCACAUCAACAACCGCAACAAGUGGGAUGCAGGAUACAAAAGUGACAACAAAACCUUCUGAAUCUACAAUCACUUAUGUUUCAGGGAUGCAGUUCUCCACAGCUCAAACUAAACAUUUAGAUGAAAUUUCAUCUGAAAUCACCAUCACAAGCACAAUGACCUCAGACAAGACAACCCCAAAAGAUGUUCUUUCAUCAUCGAGUCUUUCUUCAAGCUUUCCAUCAAGUGAGUCUGAAGCUUCAGGAGAUUAUACCUCUGAAAUGUUUAUCAAAGGGUUCACAACAAGUUCUCCACUUUUUACUACAACUAUAUCAGAUCAAGAACUUACAAGAACACCAUCUGACACAGACACAACGAUUCCAGUUUCAAGCUCAGCACAUACUGAAACUGUAAGCAAUCAGACAAUUGAGGCACAGAGUAGAGAACCUGUUUCUAUACUCGAUUCUACUGUAACAAGGACAAUGCAUACAUUUACAUCAUCAAACACUGAGUACUCAACAGCACAGACAGUUGCAAGCCAGGAUACUGCAUCAACAGUAAGAAAAGUCACAAAUCAAGGUAGUACACCUUUCACAACAACCGCAGCAAAUUUGAUGCAAAAUGAAGAAGUGUCAACAAAACCCUCUGAAUCCACAAUCAAUAAUGUUUCAGAGAUGCAGUUCUCCACUGCUCAAACUGGACAUUUAAGUGAAAUUUCAUCUGAAAGCACUGUCAUAAGCACUAUGACCUCAGACAAGACAACUCCCAAAGAUGUUCUUUCAUUGAGUCUUUCUUCAAGCUUUUCAUCAACUGAGUCUGAAGCUUCUGUAGAUGAGACCUCAGAGAAGACAAUUGCAAAAGAUUUAGUGUCACCAACUUCUUUACUACACACCACAAGCAUAUCAGACAAAGAUUUUACCACACCUAAAGAAACAACCUCAAUGUCCAGCUCAACAGAUGUUGCUGUCACAAGCAUAAAACCAUCAGAGAAGACAACAGGCAGAGAUAUUUUUUCAACUUCAAGAAUAGCAUCAAUUUUGCCAUCUUUGGAGUCUGAGAGUUCAGGAGAUGGAACAGUGGAUGUCACAAUCUCAGAGUUCACAACUAGCAGGUCUUCACUGUAUACUACUCCAAAACCAGACAAAGACCUCAGCAAAACAACAUUACAUACAACAGAAGCAGUAUCAGUGACCAGCUCAACACAUGUUGAAGAUGAGAAAACUGAGACAGAUAGCAUUGAACCUGCUUCAUCACUUAUGUCUACUGCAUAUGUCACAAAACAUACAUUUACGUCAUUGAGCACUGGGGAAUCAACAGGACAGACAGUUGCAAGCCAGGAUACUGCAUCAACAGUAAGAACAGCCACAAAUCGAGGUAGUACACCUUUCACAGGAACAACUUCGCCAACUGUGAUGCAGGAUGAAAAAAUGUCAACAAAACCUUCUGAAUCCACAAUCCCUUAUGUUUCAGAGAUGCAGUUCCCCUCUGCUCAAACUGGACAUUUAAAUGAAAUUUCAUCUGAAAGUACUGUCACAAGCACAGUGCCCUCAGACAAGACAGCUCCCAAAGAUGUUCUUUCACCAUCAAGUCUUUAUUCAAGCUUUCCAUCAACUGAGUCUGAAGCUUCAGGAGAUAAUACCUCUGAAAUAUUUAUCAAAGAGUUCACAACAAGUUCUCCACUUUAUACUGCUACUAUAUCAGAUCAAGAACUUACAAGAACACCAUCUGACAAAGAAGAAAGGAUUUCAUUUUCAAGCUCAACACAUGGUGAAACUGAAACCGAACAGACAAUUGAGGCACAGAGUAGAGAACCUGUUUCCAUGCUUGAUUUUACUGAAACAAGUACCGUGCAUACAUUUACAUCAUCAAACACUGAGUAUUUAACAGAAUACACAAUGUCAAGUCAGGAUAUAAAAUCACAUACAACUACAACUACAGCCAUUUUGUUGAAGGACAAAGAGCUGUCAGCAAACCCAUCUGUAUUAAUCAGUACUGAUGUUUCAGAGACAAUGUCCAGCUCAACAGAUCCUGAUGUCACAAGCACAACAUCACCAGAGAAGACAACAGUCAGAGAUUUUUCUUCAACUUCAAGAAUAGCAUUUAUGAUUUUGUCAUCUUCAGAGUCUAAGAGUUCAGGAGAUGAAACAGUAGAUGUCACAAGCUCAGAGUUUAAAACCACAAGUUUAAAACCACCACAUCCUUCAUCUCACACUACUUCAAAACCAGAGCAAGACCUUAGCAAAGCAACAUUUACUACAACAGAAGCAGUAUCAGUGACCAUCUCAACACAUGCUAAAAAUCAGAGUACGGAGACAGAGAGCAUUAAAGCUGCUUCCUCUAUUGUUUCCACCGCAUUCAGCACAUUAAAUACAUUUACAUCAUUGACAGCUGGUGAAUCAACAGAACAGACAGUUUCAAGUCAAGAUAAUAAAUCAGCAGCACAGACAGGUUCAAUUCAAGAUAGUACACCUUUCACCGCAACAACCCCAGCAAUUGCGAUGUUAAAUGAAGAAGUGUCAACAAAAACUUCUGAAUUCACUGUCAUUGAUGUUUCAGAGACUUUGUUCUCCUCUGCUCAAACUAGAAAUUUAGAUGAGAUAUCAUCCAAGAGCACUGUCACAAGCAAAAUGACAUCAGAGAAGAUGACUUCUAAUAUACUCUCUUCAUCAAGUUUUUCUUCAAGCUUUCCACCAACUAAGACUGAAGUAUCAGAAGAUGACACAUCUGACAUCUUUAGCAAAGAGCUCAUAACAAGUUCUUAUUUUCAAACUACAUACCAACCAGACCAAGAACUUACAAAAACCUCAUCUGACGGAGAAGAAACAAUAUCAGUUUCAAGCUCAGCACAUGCUGACACUACAAGAGAUCAGAAAAUUAAUGCACAUAGUAGAGAACCUGUUUCUGUGCUCGACUCUUUUGAAAGUAGUACAGUGCAUACAUUUACAUCAUCAAGCACUGAGUAUUCAACAGAACAUGCAGUCACAAGUCAAGGUAUUACAUCAAAUGUAGCUACAAUCAUAGCAACUGUGGUUGAGGAUAAGGAGCUGACAGCAAAAACAUCUGAAUCAAGCUUUAUUGAUGUUUCGGAUACUUUCCUUUCUUCUACCCAGAUCAAUCAUUUAGACAACACUACUCAGACUGAAAACAGUGGCAUAUUGACCUCAGAGAAGACAACUACCAAAGAUGCAGGAUCACCAAUCUCUUUACUGCUUACCACAAGCAGAUCAGACAAAGAACUCACCAAACCUACAGAAAUAAUCUCAGUGUCCAGCUCAACAGAUGCUGCUGGCACAAAAUCAUCAGAGAAGACAACAGCCAGAUAUUUUUUUUCAACUUCAACAUUAGCAUCAAUUUUGUCAUCUUCAGAGUCUGAGAUUUCAGGAGAUGGACCAGUAGAUGUCACAAGCUCAGAGUUAACAACUAGUAGGUCUUCACUAUACACCACUCCAAAACCAGAACAAGCCCUUAGCAAAGCAACAUUUCAAACACCAGAACCAAUUUCAGUGACCAGCUCAACACAUGCUGAAGAACAGAGAACUGAUAAUUCAGGAGAUAGCACCUCUGAGAACAUCUCACAUCACUCAACUAAGGCGCAUAGUAGUGAACCGGUUUCUACUCUUGGUUCUACUGUAACUAGCACAGUACAUACAUUUACAUCAUUGAUCACUGGCGAAUCAACAGCACAAACAGUCACAAGUCAAGAUAUCACAUCAGACACAGCAACAACCACAGCAACUGUGAUGCAAGACAAAGAGCUGUCAGUAAAACCAUCUGAGUCCACCAUCAAUUAUAAGUCAGAGACUGUGUUUACUUCUGAUCAGACUAAUGACAAAACAUCUCAAAGCACUGUCACAAUGAUCUCAGAGAAAACAACUCUGUCAUCAUCAUAUUUUUCUUCUAGAUUGCCAUCAACAGAAUCCGACUUUUCUGGGGAUUACAGCUCUGAAAUGCUAAGCAAAGAGUUUACAACAAGUCCUUUGCCAUACACUACAACAAAAUCCGGCCUAGAAUUCAGUAAAACCCCAAACACAAUCUUAGUUUCCAGUGAUGAAGAUAGAAUUACGCCAACAGCUAAAUCCCAUGAUCAGUAUAAUGUAGACACUGAUGAGACAGAAGUUCAAGAAAGUGACCACACAUUAGAACCAGUGAGGCCUGACAGUUUAUCCACAACUGAGUUGUUUUCAGGGAAAGUCCAAAAAGUAAUUACAGAAUCAUCUAUUGAACAAGGCAGUGGAGAACUAAGUGAAAGCUCUGGUGAAAUAUCCUCUUCUGCUGUAGAAUCAAUUCCUCCCCAAGUUACUCCGUCUGAGGUCAAGACAACUGCUGUUGGAUCUAAGUCAAUUGCUGAUUCUAGAGAGCAGUCAUCAGACAAUAUAACAACUACAAUAUAUGUUAGAACAACUGUAAAUGGAUAUGCAGAAUUAAGCUCAGUUACUUUUGAAGAGGUAGAAAGCUCUGAUCAUCAGACAACAGAAAUGUUUACCACAGCUCCCUUGGAGCUUUUGACUACAAGCCUCCCAGGGUCUGCUAUUGCCACUCACACUGCCUCAGUACCUUCUAGACCAUAUCAUACUAUUACUGAUGCACAGUCAGCAAGACACACCACAGAAUCAAUGAUUAGCCAUGCUGCAGUCAAAACAAGUAAGCCAAGCCACAUCACAUCUUCAACUGUCCAAACAACACCUGCUUCUUUAAGCCACAGCCAACCAUUAAUUGACAAUACUAGUUACAAAGUGACUUCAGCUACAGCCAGGACAAGACCAAUCACAUUAUCUUCUAGUGAAAACCAUAGCAAGCACACUACACUUUCAUCUGUAGAUGCAGAGGGUGACGCAGGAAAUGAAGAAAAGUCAGGCAUGUCCACUCCCAUGGGUGUUUCAGCAGCAGCCAUCAGAACUCAAACUAGGACAGUUCAUAUAACUAGCACAGAACCUGACAGCCGCAUCACUAUAACACAAAGUUCCAACACUAUCACCUCUGUACUUUCAGACAGUGAGGGUUCUGGUGUUGUAGAAGAUGACCGGGAAACUGCACAGUUAGACGGGUCUGGUGAGGAGGAAAGUGUGAGCACAACAGCUGAACUAUAUGAUAAUUAUACUGUGGCCACAGAUGAGGCAGAAAUUAGUGACAAUGUUUACACCUCAAAGCCAGUAAGUAUUGAGAGUUUCUCCCAUUCUGUGUCUUCCACAACUGAAUCAACGUUACUGUCUAGCACAGUACAAACAGUAAUCUCGGCUACUGAAGUUACAGCUGAAAGUGAAUUGGAAGAUGACAGCUCUGGUAGUGAAUUUUCACCAGAAGCUCUUGAAACAGUUCCUGGAGAUAUGUCAUCUAUUGGCAAAACACAGGGAACUGAAGAUGCAUUACUUGAUAAAGUAGUAUCAAGUACAUCUGAGACUUUAUCAGUUUCAGGCACACAAAAUAGUACCUUACAGACAAGAACUAUAAAUACAGACCUAAGUAGUCAAACCAAAGAAGAUGGCAAGGAAUUAACGUUACCAGACGAUUCUACAGGUUAUGUAUUCAGAACACCAACAACUAAGUCAUAUGAUGAUCUAACUGUAAGAACAGAUGAGGCAGAAGUGGAUGAAACUGAGAAGACAAGUUUCUCAAGUGCUGCAUCUGUCAUUGGCAGUACAGAUGUCGUACAUCAGUCAACUUCAUCCCCAUCCCCCUCAGUCCUGAUCUCCACGCAGCCAGCUGUAACAUUUACGAUUUCAAAUUUGGAGGAUGAUAGUGGGGACGACUCAACAGAGACAGAUGGAGCAGAAGAUGGAUCAGGUGAUGAUACAACUUAUGUGACAUCAUCACCUUUGCUCUCAAGCUCAGAGAUGACAGAAGCAUCCAUUAGCAUAACACCAGUUAGCUCAGUCAGCAGUGGAGAAGAUAUUACAGCCACAGUAGUUUUACACAGCACCAUAACACCUGAAAUGCAAACUGUGUCCUCGAGCACAGAUGCAGAAAGUUACUCUCUGUUCUCAGAGACCGAGCAGGAACCAACUGGUGGUUCUGUUUUAGACUCAACAGCCACUAGCUUUACUGUUCUUGUCACAUCUUCUGAUAUGGCAACCAGCCAUAUUGCAUCGCCUUCAGCAGUGACAUCUCAAGCUUCUGUGUCCACCCCUACUUCAUCUGUUUCCUUGAAGGACACUGUUGAUCAAGUCACUUCAACAAGCUCUGUCUUAAUAUUCACAGAGGAAGAGGAAGAUGAAGAUAAGCUGUUUUUGACUGCAACGGCGAGUAUGAGACAUACUCUCAAUCCAGAAGUUACCACUAAGGACGACAUGAUCAUUGAUGUAGAUACUAUGUCUGUUUUAGAGCAGUCUUCACCUUUUGCCCUUACAAUUGUUACAGAGGAAGCAGCUGGGGUAACCCCAGUUGUCAUUACAGCACAUCCCUCAAACCUAAUGACAGAGGAACCAGUGGGUUCUGGAAUGGAUAGUACUGAGUUACCUGAGUUCUAUGCAAAAUCCGAAACCAUAGCAGAUGAAUCAAUACACAGACAUCAACAGGCAACAUCAACCCCAGAUAUUCUUCAAAGCAGUCCAACAUAUGUAGAUAGAGAACCACAAGCAACACAAACUGAACAAUCUGAAAAUACAAAUAAUGAUUUACCUGAACAAUAUAGUCAUAUCUUCACAGAACCCACUCUUACAAUGGGGACACUGACUAAUAACUCUGCAUCCUCCGCAUCUACUGAAAGUUAUAUAAAAACAUCCACUUUAUCCUCCCAAUCAGUUCUAAUCAUUCAGGCUGGAUCAUCACAAGCAUCUAUAACUAAAAGUGAAACAAUGUCAUCAACAGCUGUAGAAGGACAGACAACACCUCUACCCUUACAUAGAAUGACUUCUGAGGCAGAAGCUUCAAGUCAGUUAACAAACCAAUAUGAACCAACUCAAACAACAACUAGUAUUCUAUCAGUGAACACAGAGGAAAUACUAGAAAUGACAAGUGCUAAUGAUAUUGAACAAAGUACUCCCUCUUCUGAUAUGGUAAGUCAGGAGAGCGAAUCAACAAACGCAGAUGUAUCGUCUGAUAUUUCUGAGAAAACCACAAGUGCAUUGUCAACAGAUGAUGACUCAGGUGACCAAAUAAUUGAUUCAUUUACAGAGUUGCCUGAAUUAACAGAAUCAUUUUUAACAGAUGAAUCAGUGACAUUUUCUAUGGAGACUGAUAUUGAGAUUCACUUUGCAACAACCCUCUCACCCCAAGCAAAUACAGUAACUGAUGGAGAACUACACCAGGAAGCUUUGUCUGAGAUGACAGUGACACAUAAGGACAACACAGAAUUCAGGACUGAUGAAGACCAACCAUUGUCAUUAACAACAAUGCCCACUCCCCUUACAUCUGAAUCAAAUUUUAAUACAACAAUAAACAUAGUAACAUUAGUGGGAUCUCUUUCCUCUACCUCCAUUCCUGGACAGAGUAAAAAAACAGGAACCACACUUCCCUCUGAGGAAUUAACUGAUGAUUCCAUAGAUUAUGACACAAAAACAGAACCUUACAAUGUUGAGUCCAUUCCAGAUUUUUACAGCUCAGAAAAUGUGACAAACACUAAUGAUGCAACCCAAACUGGAAAUGAGAAGAGCUUCACCACCUCACAGCCUGAUAUUGAGACUGGUUUUGAUACCACCUCACAAUAUGAAAUUGAGACUGGUUUUGAUACCACCUUACAGCCUAAUGUUGCAACUGGUUUUGAGACCAGCUCACAUUCUGAUACUGAUAAUACCUUUGAAGACAUCUCAGAAUCUACAGCUGACCCAGACAUUGAGGCUUCCCCAAAGCCCAGUGAGAAUAGUGCAAGCACUGAUGGAAAUAAAGUGAACCAGACAGACUUUGAGAGUGCAGCUCCCUUUGAUGUUAGCUCAGAAGCUGUGACAAGCUUCAAUGACAUAACCCAACCUGACAGUGUGAGAAUCUUCACCAUGUCAAAACCUGAGAUUGAGACUGGCUUUGAGGCCACCUCACAGCCUGAUAUUGGGACUAGUUUCGAGACCAGCUCAUAUUCUUAUACUCAGACUACCUUUGAUGUCAUAUCAGAAUCAACAGCUGGCCCAGAGAUUGAGGGUUCCUCAAAACCCAGUGAGGAUAGUGCAAGCACUGAUGGAGACCAAGUGAACCAAACAGCAGCUCUCUUAGGUGUUAGCUCAGAACAUGUGACAAGUACCAGUGACAUUACCCAACCUGAAAAUAUGGGAAGCAUCACCAGGUCACAGCCUGACAUUGGGACUGAUUUUGAGACCACCACACAGUCUGACAUUGAGAGUACAUUUGAGAACAUCUCAGAAUCAACAGCUCACCCAGAAGUUGGGAUGUCCUCAGAACCUGAUGAGGAUAAUGGAACAAGCAUUGAUGGAAACACAGAAAAUGAUGCUUCUGUGACCAGCCCACCAUUCUCUAGAACAAGUGGUUUAGGGCGAAGCACAUCUGGAGAGGUAACAAAUACGUCAUCUGAAAAGCAUACAACCUCAACAACACCUUCUGAAGUCACAGAUGAACCAAAUUCUGCUGCCAUAAAUGAGGAAAAGUACCAGGAAGAAGGUGGACGUGAGGAUACAACCCUAGCUGAACAAACAGACAUAAGAUUUAGGAGCACAGCACAACCUCAAUUUGACAACUCUUUUACUUCAAGCAUUGUGAAGAGCAGCUCAGAGGAGGGUUCAAUUAUCAACUCAUCAUCUGGUGAGGUUCAAGCUGUUAUUCUGUCCACUACAACAGGCUCACCUUUACUUCUAACACCUGAGAAUGAUGUAAAGAUUGUCAGUAAAGAAACUUCCUCAGAAAAACAAGAGGCAGCUGGUCAGAUCGAAGAAGCUGUAACUCUAAAAACUGAGAUUCCAAUUCAAGAAAUGGAUCUGAUGACUUCAUCAGUGCCUACAACUCAGAGUGAGACUGCAACAACAUUAGCUUCUCCUGAAGAUGUUUUAGAGGCUGCUUUAGUUGAAAGUUCACCUACAAGUGCACAGAAUGAAACCACAACACGUGGUGCAAAAGAUGUUGCGUACCCAAUGAUUGCACAGACCGUUGAAAUUCCAGGUGUCCACUCCUGUUCUGAUGCUGUUUGCUUGAAUGGUGGUACAUGUAUAAAAACAGGCGGUGCUCAAAUCUGCAUAUGUCAACCUGGAUACAGUGGUGAACAAUGUGAAAUAGACAUUGAUGAAUGUCACACAAACCCUUGUCGUAAUGGAGGAACAUGCAUUGAUGGCCUAAACUCAUUCACCUGUCUAUGUCUUCCAAGUUAUGCAGGAGCACUAUGUGAACAAGAUACUGAAACAUGCAGCUAUGGCUGGCAUAAGUUCCAGGGUCAUUGCUACAAAUACUUUCCCCAUCGACGUAACUGGGACACAGCAGAGCGUGAAUGUCGUCUCCAGGGGGCACAUCUUGCUAGUGUCCUGUCCCAUGAUGAGCAGCAAUACAUCAACCGUCUUGGCCAUGACUACCAGUGGAUUGGUCUGAAUGAUAAGAUGUUUGAGAAUGAUUUCCGGUGGACAGAUGGUAGAGUUGUGCAAUAUGAAAACUGGAGACCGAACCAGCCGGACAGUUUCUUCUCCUCCGGGGAGGAUUGUGUGGUGAUGAUCUGGCAUGAGGACGGCCAGUGGAAUGACGUUCCCUGUAACUACCACCUCACUUUCACCUGCAAGAAAGGCACAGUAUCCUGCAGUCAGCCUCCUAUUGUUCAUAAUGCCCGCACGUUUGGCCAGCCACGUCCACGCUAUGAGAUAAACUCCCUGAUCAGGUACCAAUGUAUGGACGGCUUCAUCCAGAGACACGUUCCCACCAUUCGCUGCAGAGGCGACGGCUUAUGGGACUCUCCCAGGAUUUCCUGCAUGAGCCCAUCCAACUACCAAAGGUCGUAUACAAGAAGACUUCAGAGAUACAGCGUUUACCGCAAUAAUCGAAAGAGAUCAGCAGAACAUUCAGUGGAUGUACACAGACGAAGACACCACCACCACCACCACCACCAUGGUGGUAAACACAUUCGGACAAAACAAUAGUUGCCUUGAUAAAACAACCCAAAUGCAAGGACCCAUUUAAUGUAUAUUGAUAGUGGCCUGCAUAUGACGGACCUGCCUGCUGGGCAAAAAAAAAAAGAUUACUAAAGAAAAAAAUAUGAAAAGGACCAUAACAAGGUUAAAGCAAAAUAUCACUGGAAUUUCUUUCAGUGUUUGAAUCUUUUACCAGAGAUGCCUUUUAGAAACUACAGUACAUCAAAAGACACACAUUCAGCUGGCCUCUGAAAAGAAAACACACAAACAAAAUUAUUUAACCUGUCUUCCAUCAGCUCCGGGUUUACUUGGAAAUACACAGUGCCUUCAUGAAUUUAAAGGCCAGCAUACCAUUCAUAGCAUUAUAGCUUAUAAACAUAAUAAUACAUUUUGAUGCACACUUGAUGUAUGAUUACUUUGUCUUUACUAGAAUCACAGGUGUUUGCAGAUAUCCUGCUGCUUACUGAACAAUUGAGAAAUCAUACAUAUGAAUGUGAAAGAAUAUAUAUAUUUAUAUAGACAGAGUGAGCAAUGGCUCAUGUGAGUCAUGUGAUUGUCGCAAAAAACAAAAAGGCAUAGGUAUCAUUAAAAAAACUGUAUUCAAUACAGUGAAUGUUUUGAUAUCGUAAAGUUAUCACAUUACAUUUUAAUACUCUGACUUUAAAGUAUUGAAAAGCCAUGUAGAUUUUAGAUUAUUUAUAUUCCUCAUUUUGAUGUCUCUUUCAAAUGUUUACAGUGCAAAUUCUAUUUCACAUGCAUUAAUUCCUUUACAUCUGUAAACCAAGAAACUUACUGUAUGUACUCUACGUCAUUUCUUUUUGACAAUUUAAAAUAUCUUUAAAGAGAAUGUACUUCGUGAGAUGCUGAAAAGACUUGAACGAAUGUCUUUGUAACAAGAUGCCUAUAAUUUAUUUCUUGAGCUGCUCCUUGUUUUCUUAAUGUUGUAGUAAAAUAUAACAUACCGAUGAUUUAACUUGGCCAAAUUGCGCAUUGACAGAAUUCAAUAGAUUAAAUGACAUGGUCAAUAGCUGGCAUUAAUGUGACUAAUAUUUGCAACUCACAGAAUUUAAAUGCAUUAUGACAUUUGGGGUGUAUCAAUGGACCAAAAAAAAGGAUUCAUAACAGCUUUGACAGCAGUGUGUUGUUGGUCAUCCAUUUGUUUAUUCCCAAGCAUUUGUUUUUCUUUGAGAUCUUUUCUUUUGUGUUUACUUUUUGUUUGUUUUGAAAAUGCACAUAUCUUUUUUAUAUUUAUAUUACUUGUCAAAAGAUUGUCUGGAAUGUUUUAUGCCUUUUAUGUAAACAAAGUUUAUUAUAUUCUAC